Molecule: messenger RNA, 978 nt
Organism: Babesia bovis T2Bo
Lineage: Eukaryota; Apicomplexa; Aconoidasida; Piroplasmida; Babesiidae
Product: Spherical Body Protein 2 truncated copy 4 (SBP2)
Exons: 1
Coding region: 69-695 (208 amino acids)
Source: RefSeq, a predicted model, not a curated record
AACUAUUACAGCAUUUAGCAAGGAGAUCCCUUAGCACUUUCUUUGAAUUAUCUACAAUUUUGUCAAGAAUGGAAGUAGCAAGGCGUAACAACGGCUUCCGCAAGGUUGCCAAGUGGAUUGUUGGUGCCGCUGUUGUGGCAGGUGCUGCUAGUGGCAAUGUCCUAUGCGAUGAGGUUUCGGAACCAAAAAACGGCGAAGUUGAUGAAGUGAAGUCUGAGGUUAAUGUUAAUGAAGAAGAUGAGGAGCUAAGAAAAAUUAUUGACGAUCAAUUUCAAGAAGUUAUAGGUAGACUUCCACACGACCCAUCUGCAGUGGCCAUUGUGAACUCAAGGGGCAAAUCCUUUACAAACCAAGACAUUUACGGAUUGAUAGACCACGAUUUGUAUCUCGGAUUAGUAACCAGAACGUUGUCUGAGGAAGAGAAACCAAAAAUUCGUGAAGGUAUAGUAGAGUUAAGAAGAGAGAAGUUGUUGGAUGCCAUAUCCUUUUUUGACCAGUUACUGUCAGAACUACCUGCUGAUCUCGCCCAAGAAGCAUCAAAAUACAGUUACCUUAGUGAAGUACCUGAAGACCUAGCCAACGCUCUUGAGGACUAUGUAAAGGCUCUGAACGAUAGAAUCGAAGAAGAGCUAGACAAAAUACGGGAAGCAGAAAUGGAAAAAAUGUUAAAAGAGCAACAAAAACAAGGCAACUAAGAAAAAAAUUAAUACUAAAAAGGGAAAAAAAUGAAAAUUAAACUUAUGCAACCCAGUGUACAAGGAAUGCAACAUGAUGGCAUCAAAGAACCAUCUAGAACCGAUGGUUCAAUGGGUAAGAAUCCAUCAGAAAACGAAGAUAAAAAACCGAAAUCCAAGCCAUGGUACAAAUUUUGGUAAUUAAUUGAAAUGGUCAUGCCGUUUGGUAAUGGUAACAGUAUUGAAUGAUAGGGUGGAUUCCACAGCUCUCAACGAAGGAAUAAAACAUGUGAUUCACGCCAAU